AUGGGUUCGCUCGGCAGCUUCCUCAUUGUUUACGUGCUUGGGGGACUCACCUUCGUCCCGCUAGUCCUGUCACUGGUGCUACUUUUCGCCUACUUGGCCUUUCCGGAUGCUCCGUCGUCGCAGCAGAUCAGCACCCAAGCUUCCGAUGCGAUCCGUCAGUCCGCCGAUGACGACUAUAGCUUGAAGUCCGGAACAGAUCAGCUGGCGGAAGAGUUCCACCGAACGCAUGACUCAGAUGUUGCCGCUGGUUACUUUGCUGUUUGUCGCGAAUAUGUACCUGGAGGUGUCAAUGGGAAACCGCCAGAGAGAACGACUCCGGCCGGAGAGGUCGUUGCUGCUGAAAGCCCUAGCGUUUAUCAGGCCAUGUAUCGCAGUUUGUUUGAUCGGAAGCAGGCGCCUAGUAUUGAACCCGCUAAGUCGAAUGGGAAGAAUACCAAGCGGGCACGGAAUGUCUUUUACAUCGUUCUUCGGCAUGGCCAUUUGAUGCUUUACGAUGAUGCAAAUCAGGUUGAGGUUCGAUAUGUGAUCUCCCUUGCGCAUCAUGCUGUGUCUAUUUUUGGCGGCGAAGGGGAGAUUCCCGAGGGUGAGCUGUGGAUCAAGAGGAACGCUAUCUGUCUGUCGCGGCGACUGGAGUCGCUUGGAGACCUUGGUGGACCGACACCACCAUUUUACCUCUUCUCGGAAAACCUGUCUGAAAAAGAGGAUUUUUAUUUCGCCAUGCUUCAGAAUCAGACCAAGAUAGGGAAUUCUGCGGAUCGUCCACCCAAACAUCAGGAGUUUGAUGUGAAGCACAUUGUCACCUUGGUUCAACGCCUUCACUCAUCUGAAGAACAGUUACAGACCCGAUGGAUCAAUGCCUUCCUCGGUCGAAUGUUUCUGGCUCUUUAUCGUACACCCGAGAUGGAGGAAUUCCUACGAAGUAAAAUUACGAAGAAAAUCUCUCGUGUGAAUAAGCCGAACUUUAUCAGCAAGAUCGCCUUGCAGAGGAUCGACAUGGGUGAAGGGGCCCCGUUCAUCACCAAUCCCCGACUAAAGGAUUUAACAGCCGAUGGCAACUGCUGCAUCGAAGCAGAUGUCCAAUACACAGGAAAUUUUCGUGUCGAAAUCUCAGCCACAGUUCGCAUUGAUCUAGGUCCUCGAUUCAAGGCUAGAGAAGUUGAUAUCGUGCUGGCAGUCGUGCUCAAGAAAUUGGAGGGUCAUCUUCUGGUCCGCUUCAAACCUCCACCAAGCAAUCGCUUCUGGAUGUCCUUUGAAACAAUGCCGCAGAUGUCGAUGGACAUCCAGCCCAUCGUCAGCUCAAAGCAAAUUACCUUCAGCCCCAUAUUGCGCACCAUCGAGAGCAAGAUCCGUGAAGUGAUGGCAGAGAGCAUUGUUCUACCAUUCUGGGAUGAUGUCCCUUUCUUGAACACGGUGGGACAGACAUUCCGCGGGGGUAUCUGGGAACGAGAAGUGCCUGACCACAGUGAUGAGACAGAGAUUCCUGAUGAAUCUGGUGAUCCUCUAGCGACGCCAAAGAAUGCCCACGCUGAUGCGAUCGAGGUCCUGAAAGUCAAGGAUGAUCGGACGAUGAGCACGUCUGCUCUUCCUGAUUCUGGCUCCCCUAAGGUAAAAUCACGCAGAGGGCCGAAGUCGGUAUCUUCAGAAUCAAGCAUCAAAAAUUCGACAGCAACAUCAACAGGCAUCGAAAGAUCUGAUAAUACCCCUUUGCCUCGUGCCAUUCGGUCUCAGACCUUCUCUCACGCAGCAGAUCCUGUGGUGACAGCGGACAAUGCCAAUUUCAACAAAGCCGCAUCCGACACCAAGGGUGACGAGAAGAGCAGCGCAACUAGCGCUAUGAUUGAAAUCUCAAAUCGCUCCCCGCCUGUGUCUCCGCAGAAAACCCCGAACGGUUCCCCGCCUACUGACGGUCUCUUGAUUCCUGAGAGUGUCGUUCACAGUCGCGGAUCCUCAAUCGCAGAGUCUCUGGAUGGCUUGAACUUCUCCAAUGACCAUGUUAAUAACUUUGCUCGCUUCGAGAGUAGGCCUAUUGCUCGAAAACGCAGCUCUCAAGGCAGUUCUACCACCUCUCUUGUCAGUGAGAAACCACGUCGCAGCACGAUGGAGACUUUAACCAAGUCAAUUACAAAUACCUUCGAGGACAAGGCCGGGACCAUCAAUAUCGGAACGACUGCAGCUGCGGCGAAAAAAUGGAGCUGGGGUGUCUUUGGCAAAGGCGAAUCGAAUAUGCACCAGGAAACAACCAAGUCUUCCGUAGGUACCCCUGAACAGCCUAUUGGACGAGGGCAUCCCCAUCCCCCACCUGGCGCCCCCUUACCUCGUCCGGACAAAUUUGCCCUGAAGAGAAACUCCACUUCAAGUACUCUCCCCAAGCGGAAGCCUGUAGCACCAGUCCUACCGCCUAGGCAGCCAGGCGCAGGAAGUUUUCGACCUGUACCGCCACCACCCUUGCCUCGCAGAAAACCGAUUCCCCUUGGCAUGCGCUCUGAAGGAGUAGAUGAGUUGCUCGUGGUGCAAGCACCUCAAGAUUCUGCACCAAAUAGUCCAGUUGGGGGCGAACUGGACACGGAUGAGGGCUCAACUGUGCCAUUCUUUCCCUCGAGCGAGAAGUCAUCUAUAUCAGGCCUAGCUGAGACGGAGUCACACUGGGAAGAUGAGGAUAAACAAGAUGCUCGGUCUGUCCAAUCUGUUGACCCGAACGAGUCUUCCCCGUCUCAAAACCAAGACGUUGCAUCAUACUCAGGACCAGUGGAAGUUCCAACGACAUGA
Messenger RNA from Penicillium odoratum, 2766 nucleotides. RefSeq names its product SMP domain-containing protein. Gene Ontology annotation, cellular component: ERMES complex; endoplasmic reticulum. The transcript is spliced from 2 exons. NCBI's taxonomy places the organism in Eukaryota, Fungi, Ascomycota, Eurotiomycetes, Eurotiales, Aspergillaceae. Gene Ontology annotation, biological process: phospholipid transport. The record is from RefSeq and is a predicted model, not a curated record. Gene Ontology annotation, molecular function: lipid binding. Bases 1 to 2766 code for a protein of 921 amino acids.